UGCAUUUUAUGAUCGAAGUUUUAGGUUAUGUUGAAAAUUUCGAUCAGCAACCAGCAUUGCUUUGUAUUUGAACAAUAUUAUUAUAUAAUUAAUCAUAGUUGAACGAUCGGAUUAUCAACGUUAUACAAGUGUUUUUCUUAGAAAUCCAGUAUUAUUCAGAUAUUGGAAAUCAAAGCUGUGUCAUAUUUGUGAAGUUUGAGAGUAGAACCUAACCUCUUCCAAUGUGAUUUCUUUUGUGUACACACGUUAAUUUGGGGAAGUAUCUAUCGAUAUCCAUGUAUUUUUAUAGUUUAAAAUGAAUUUGAAUUAUAUUGAUGUACUUUACUAGAUCAAAACUCAUCUAAUACUCACUACUUAACCGUGAAAACGAUCUAUAUAAAAACAUGUUCUCCCCAAUCAGUCAAAAACUUUUGAAAGCUGCCUACAGUUGCUUUACAACCACUAAACCGGCUAGAUUUUCAAGUUUUCCCAGUUUCAAACUAAAUAAACUCACAAAUAAUCAACGAUUACUAUCCAAAAAUCAUCAUUGGUUGUAUUAGUGAAACCUAGUCUGCAACAUCUUGUAAAAUGUUACUGUUCCAAAAACGAGUUGAAAGUGGAUGAUAUUAAAGAUAGUAGUGAUGGAUCUGUAGAUAAUAGUGGUGGUGAAUCAGAUCUAUUUGCAGAUGUCGAUUUCGAUGCGAUUACGAAAGGUGAUGAGGGAAAAAUCAAAGCUUUGAAAGUAUAUAUUUUGGAGAUUGAUGUUCAAAGACAGGAAGGUUACGAAGUUCCUUCCCGUAUAUCCACUGACCAGUGGAUGAAUUUGAUGGAUCUAACAUCUUGGCAACAACGGAAAAAGUACUUACGUUUCCUGUUCCUCAACGAGAAAAAGGUCGAGAACGACAAGAAAAGGAAAGCGCAAAGAAAAGUUGAGAGGGAGGCGUUAUAUUAUAGGAGGUUAGAGGAAGAGCGAGCAAACCCACCUCACUUGAAAUACUGUCUACAUAACAAUUCUAUAUUUAUAAGGAUCUGUGACACAGCAAUGCAUCAUUACGCAAAUAACAGACUAGUACAUGCCAUGAUGUACGGCCAAAAUCUUGUGAUAGAUUGUGGAUAUGACGCUUAUAUGACGAUGAAAGAAUCGUCAAACUGCGCCCAACAAUUAACCUACGCCUUUGCGGAGAAUCGUAACAAUUUGGAGCCGUUCAACCUGCAUUUCUGUAACGUAGGCUAUGAGGACCGGCUGAUACGAAUUUUGAAAAAAGCUAUACCGACCAUGUUUGAGGAAUCGUUCCCUAUGAAUGUGACGGAAAAACAUUAUUUGGAUCUUUUUCCGAAAGAAAAGUUGGUUUAUUUGACCCCACAUACAAAUCAUGAGCUGCAUCAUUAUGAUCCCGAGGAUAUCUACAUCAUAGGUGCCUUGGUUGAUAAAACAAAUAUAGAGCCCUUGUCUCUAGCCAAAGCCAAAAGUGAAGGCCUAAGAAUGGCUCGCUUUCCUCUAGAUCGCUAUUUGGACUGGGCCAGUGGAUCCAAGUCACUCACUCUUGAUCAGUGUAUUAGGAUCAUGCUAACGCUCAAGGAGACCAAUAACUGGCACAAAGCUCUGGUACAUGUACCAAGUAGAAAAAUAGUUCGAGAGUUAGAAGAACCAGAUGAUGAAGUUUCUCACUACGGCCAGUCCUAUAUUGGCAACACUUUCGAGAGAGGUCAUGAAUGGGGAAUAGCCAAGCGGAGAGAGAGAGCAAAGUUGAGCAAACACCUCGAUUUGAGAGAGCUGUUGCAUAAAAAGGAAAACCAAUAAUAGUCGGUAGCUGUAUCACAUACGGGGAUAAUCCAAGAAGAUACUCCGAACUCAAUGGCUAAUUAUCUAUGAUUACCUUAUUAUCAGUUUUUUCACGAUUUCAUAGACCGUUAUUUAGUUCUGUAACUUACAAUAAAGUAUGUUUAUUCUAAAAAUGA
Messenger RNA from Nilaparvata lugens (brown planthopper), 1938 nucleotides. RefSeq names its product mitochondrial ribonuclease P protein 1 homolog (gene rswl). The transcript has 5 exons. Gene Ontology annotation, biological process: mitochondrial tRNA 5'-end processing; positive regulation of mitochondrial translation. Gene Ontology annotation, cellular component: nucleus; nucleoplasm; mitochondrion. Gene Ontology annotation, molecular function: tRNA binding. Bases 797 to 1780 code for a protein of 327 amino acids. The record is from RefSeq and is a predicted model, not a curated record. NCBI's taxonomy places the organism in Eukaryota, Metazoa, Arthropoda, Insecta, Hemiptera, Delphacidae.